This is a messenger RNA of Pseudopodoces humilis (Tibetan ground-tit), 4555 nucleotides long. It is a transcript of the gene IRAG1, whose product is annotated as inositol 1,4,5-triphosphate receptor associated 1. NCBI's taxonomy places the organism in Eukaryota, Metazoa, Chordata, Aves, Passeriformes, Paridae. The record is from RefSeq and is a predicted model, not a curated record.
UUUAGUUACUACAGCCAGAUGUAACAUUGACCUUAAAUGGUAAAAGCUCCCAAGAGUGAAAGAGAGGCUGGCCCGAGGGGAAAGAGAGGAAUAACUGAAGUUUUAGGAAGCUCCUGCCUACAGCAUUCCAGCCAUCAGCCUGCUGAAUAUUCAUUAUCCUUUCUUCACCUGUGCUGCAAGGCACUAUGCUGACCAUGAGAAUUCCAGACCUUGAGUUCCUCUGAUAGGUGCACAAGGCUCGUGCAUACUGAGAUUGUAGAUCUUCACCCACAUCCUCUCUGCCUGUGACAUCCUGCAGAUCACGAGGCCUCCCAGCGCUUAUGCCUUCAGGCUAACUUGAAACAGAUACUGCCAGCAGUGCAUGGUCCUCUUAGUCCACAUUGCAGCUCCACGUGCUUCACACUGCCCACCAUGCCAACCUUACCUGAAGAGAAGGGACAAGCAAAAGAGGCCCAGCACAACAGUUCUCCUCCAGCCAAAGACACGACUGUUGAAGGGACCACACGCAGCACACCUUCUAUUGUUCUUCCAGAGAAUGCCAUUACGCCAGAUGUAGAAAUUGAUAAAAAUCUGGUUAACAGGCCUCGGAGUCCUCAUAGGAGACAUUCUAACCGUGCCACCAGAAAUUCAACAAGUUCAUUGACUUCUGUUGACAAUAAUGGUCAUGUGAUUGAUCUGGUGAAUGAUCCACUACCAGAUGUCAAAAUAUCAGAGGAAGACAAAAAGAAGAACCUCGAAUUGUUAGAAGAAGCAAAGAAAGUGAGUGAGAGGUUCUUAGCACGCCGAGGCAGAAAGUCAAGAAGCAGCCUCCCAGAAUCACCCACAGGGUCUGAUGCAUGCACAACCACUAGUAUUGAUUCAGUAUCUCCAGGGCAGAAUAACAGAAUUGUGAAAGAAGAUGACAGGCAAACUGCAGAGAAUGCUGCAAAAGGAUUAAUUGAUCGAAAGCAGAAUGAUCAAAGAAAGAUUUCUCAGGGAAGGUUGGUUCCUCGUUCUGCUGGUUUUGAAAACUCCAAAGACAAGCUCUCAGACCAAAAGGAAAACUUUGAUCCACGUAAACAUAUGGAUACUUUACCUAAAUUCUCCCCUACAGCUGGUGAUGGUGGCAGAAUGUCUCUUAAUACUUGCAUGAAUGUUUGUGAAAAUGAACUUGGAAAAUCAUUUCUCCAGAAAGGGAAAGAAAAUGAUGCUCCUUUAAGAACCCAUCUACCAGGAUCAGGAAUAGGAAAUAUGGACUCAAAGCUAAAAAUUCCUGUUCCAGAAAUGAGGGACCAUAAAGUUCCAUGUAAACCAGAAUUUAAACUGUGUGGACUGCGUCCUCCUCUAUUACGAGCUGUGUCCUGGGAUAGCUUGGAGCCCGGACAGAAAGAGAAAUCCCCUUUAAAAUUACCAUCUGAGGAAGAUAAAAACUUUGUUGGUAAUAAAUCCAGCAAUCAGUUAAAAGCAUUCAAAGACCUUCAAAUCCAAGUUCAGCCAGUUCGAAUGCAGAAGCUGACAAAGCUCAGAGAGGAGCAUAUUUUGAUGAGAAAUCAAAAUUUAGUUGGACUUAAACUUCCUGAACUUAGUGAAGCAGCAGAACAGGAAAAAGGCCCUUCACCUCUUCCUUCCCCUACUGAAGAGGAAGAGACAAAAAACAGCUCUGAUGUCAUGCCCAGCAUUCCUGAUGUAUUGCUGCGAAAACUGCGAGUGCACAGAUCACUUCCAGGAAGCUCCCCACCACUCACUGAAAAAGAAGUUGAGAAUGUAUUUGUACAACUCUCCUUGGCCUUUAGAAAUGAUAGUUAUACAUUGGAAUCUAGAAUUCAGCAGGCAGAGAGAGAGAGAAAUCUUACUGAAGAGAAUGCUGAGAAGGAACUGGAAAACUUUAAAGCAGCCAUUACGUCUUCAGCUCACCUGUGGCACCACUAUGAGCACAGGGAAGCCUACCAGAAGCUUCUGGAGGACAUCGCGGUGCUGCGGCGUUUGGCUGCCAGGCUCUCGAGCCGAGCCGAGAUGGUCGGAGCCGUUCGCCAGGAAAAGCGUAUGUCAAAGGCAACAGAAGUAAUGAUGCAGUAUGUGGAAAAUCUGAAAAGAACAUAUGAAAAGGAUCAUGCUGAACUGAUGGAGUUCAAGAAACUUGCCAAUCAGAAUUCCAGCAGAAGCUAUGGUGCAUCUGAAGAUGGGGUUCCUCGUUCAUCUAGAUCCAUGUCUCUCACUGUUGGAAAGAAUAUGCCUCGGAGGAGAGUCAGUGUUGCGGUUGUUCCUAAAUUUAACUCUUUGAACAUUCCUGGUCAGUCACCCACAGCUUCACCUAUACCUUCAAUGCCAUCCCUGUCUGAAUCACCCAGUAAUGGAAGGAGCAACCUAACAUCUACUCCUGCUCUGGCAGCACUUCUAGAAAAUGGGAAGUCAAGUGGAGAGCCUGACUGUGAAACUUCAACUUCUGUGCUGACACAGAGUGGGUUGGAAGAGAUCAGUCCUGAAACUAAAGCCAAGAUAGAAGAGGAAGCCUAUAACAAGGGAUAUCAGGAAGCCUUGAAGAAAACCAAAGAACUUCAGGAACUGAAGGAAGAAGAUGAAGAGACACCCAAAGAAAGUCACGAUGAACAUGAAGAAAGUGAAAAUGAAGAUGAAAUAAAAAACCUGAAAAGCAGCAGACUUGAAGUCAUCAUUAAUUAUUUAUAUAUCCUGUACCCCAAACUGUGCAAACACUGGAAUGUGAUGUGGCUUGUAGUGGCUGCAAUAGUCAUUUUUGCUGUGGUGUUGGGGAUCUACCAUUCCUACAACUCCUGUGAUGAAAAGUCAGAGGCACCUGAAGGGAAGGCCAGCUGUUCUGCAGCCCAUCAGUAUUCCUGGUGGAACUCAGGACUCCGACAGGAGCAACGCACGGAAUAACAGAGGAACAACCACGCCCUCAUGGUCCCUGAGCAAGUUUGUGUAUCAGAGCACUGUUGUUAAAGGUAGUGUUUAGUCAUCCCUGUGGCUGUUCCACGUGAUCCCUUAGGCAAGGGAGUUACUUCACACCACCAGCUUUGGGAUACGUGGUGAGCAUCCCUUGCCAAAAUGCCAAUCUGAUAAAUAAUCCUGUCUGUCCUCUUAUUGUAAAGGACUCAUACAAAUAAAGUAGUGUUGAAUCAUGGUAAGGUUGUGGCAGUAAUCAGCAACCUGCAAGACAUUUAAAAAAAUUAUUUGCACAGGAUAUUGACAUUUUGAAGACCAUUAUAAAAUCUGCAUUUGCAGUUAGUGCUUUACUUUGCAUUUCCUGAAUUUAUUGUUGAUUGUUGAAGUACUAAUUGCAUUUAAGUCCUUUGGGUUUUAAGUGUCUAAUUAAUUUCUUUAUUCAUGACUAUUCGGUAGAAAUAGAAACACUUCCUUGGAAGAAUAGAAUUAUAUUCUAAGACCAAAUGCCUUGCUGCUAAAGUAAUUUUAUAAGAGGAAUUAUCUAUAUGAUUAUUUAAAUGGAAUGCUAAGUACAUGCAUAGAUGUGUUUUAUGAUAUACAUUAAGAAUGGGACCGCCACUCUUUUUAAAAUGGGAUACUCAACAGAACCUAAAAUGGGGUCUAGGUGGCACAGCUGAUAUCAUCCAGUAAGUCUGGGAACUUCUGAUAUAUGAAAGUUCCCAAAAAUUUAUGUAUGCUACUCAGAGUCAGUACUGGUUACAGCCAAAACUGGUAGCUGCCUGGAAGGGUCCAUGUGCUACCCAAGCCCAAAACACAGCAAUCUUGGGCAUGGAAAGCAAUCUUCAAUUCUAUAUUGAAAAAGAAAACAAAAGCUCUUCAAGCCUCUGUAUAGAGGUGACUCUGCCCUCCUGCUACCACUGGAAAUAGGAAUUCUUUCUGCAGCAGGAACAGAGUUCUGAGGGCAGCCAGAACCCACCCAGUGCCUACAUGAACCAGGCCAUGGUAGCAGUGAGGGCUUAGGAGAGCUCACUGCAUGUUUUCAGUAGUUCAUUUUCAGAAUCUGAUGCCAAGACCAAAACUGAUUUGAUAUACUUCCAAAGCUGAGCUACCACAUCAGGCUAGAAUAAUUUUUUGCACGGAUUUUUUGCCAGUUCUGCCUAUUUGGGAGUUUGUCAGUUCUGACACAAGAAUGCAAAAGCUGAAAUUUUUGGACAAGCAGUUUGAAAAUGGUGAAGCCAUUACCUGUACAAAACCCAGCACCUAGGGCUGAGACCAAAAUGUGUGUCACUGGAGCUGUGCCAUUUGUACCUGCUGAACGUCUCUUCUGAAUGAAGGUGAACCAUAUUUUUCUUUCCAAAGCUACAGCCACAACAAAAGCCACAGCAAAUCCAGUGUGACACUCCAUUGCACUCCUGUCCUGCAUUCUCCUAGCAUUUUCUGAUUGAGAAAUGGGUCUGUUUUCCAACAGAAGGAUAAGAGUGUUAUGAAGUACUGUAAUUUCAGUUCCGAUGCAGUCAAUAUUGUCCUGUCCUCUUUUGGAGGAAACACUGAACCUCAAGCUAACUGUCAAAGAAAACAGGUUUCUAACUCAGUCAGAAAUUUAAUUCACAUAUCUGGCACUAGUGACGAGUAUCCUGCUGGUGAAUUUUUGUUUGCCACGUGUUUCUUAGAAGAC